AUGUAUUCCCCCAUCACUUACGCCUUCAUCGGCGCUCCUCUCAUCGUUUCGGCUGCCGAUAUCCCCGCGGAUGCUCCCGCGGAUGUCACGGCUCCCGCCAUUCUUGGGUCGCCUGUUCCCAUGGCUCCCAUCCCCCUUGAGGCCAUUCCUUUCCCCGUUGGAGGUCCCUUCCUGCCGGGUGUCCAGGACGACAAUGGCGAUAAGCAGGACGCCUCAGCCUCGGGCCUUCCUUUUCAUAUUGGCCCCCCUUGGUUGCCUGGCGUCCAGGACGGAGAUGGAGAUGACCAGGAUGGGGUCUACAGCAUCUGGCCCACCAACCUUGACGAGUGGAAUCUCCCGGUCACCACUACCUCUGACGCUCCUGCUGAGGGCACUCCCCUUUACGGAACUCCCUCCGUGGUCACCGUCACUGUUACCUCCACCUCUACCAUAGAUCCUAACCCAUCUUCUUCGGAAGCUGUCAUUCCCAUCAUCCCGGUCGAUCCUCUUCCGGGAAGCAGUGCCGCCGAGGCCGCUCCCACUGCUCCCGAGAGCUACCCUGAUGACGGAGCGUCGGUCGUCCCCGCCGUCCCGGCCGUCCCCAGCGUUUCGAAUGCUCCCGUUCACCAUUCGUCUCAUGCCCCCGCUGUCUCGGCCGCCCCGUCUUCGGGAAGCAACCGCAGCGGCACCGGCACUAGCACCGCGUCCCGUACUCGUCCUUCUAAGCAAUCCGACGGUAAGGAUCAGGAUGGCGAGGGUGUUGGAAAGUCUGAUGAGGGUGAUGAAUCUGCCUCUGCUCGCAUUGGAUCCCCUACUGGCCUCUUCGUGGCCUUUGCUGUCGUUGUCGCAGGUAUGAUGGCUGCUUGA
Messenger RNA from Scedosporium apiospermum, 846 nucleotides. RefSeq lists its product as uncharacterized. The record is from RefSeq and is a predicted model, not a curated record. The transcript is spliced from 4 exons. Lineage: Eukaryota; Fungi; Ascomycota; Sordariomycetes; Microascales; Microascaceae. Bases 1 to 846 code for a protein of 281 amino acids.